Chlorella variabilis is the source of this 1866-nucleotide messenger RNA. RefSeq lists its product as hypothetical. Gene Ontology annotation, molecular function: protein kinase activity; ATP binding. The record is from RefSeq and is a predicted model, not a curated record. The coding region runs from base 1 to 1866 and encodes 621 amino acids. Gene Ontology annotation, biological process: protein phosphorylation. The transcript is spliced from 16 exons. NCBI's taxonomy places the organism in Eukaryota, Viridiplantae, Chlorophyta, Trebouxiophyceae, Chlorellales, Chlorellaceae.
AUGCCAGUGGCGGUCGCUGCUGUAGUGCUGCUGGCCCUGCUUGCGCCCCUUUGCAAGCAGUGCGCAGCGCAGAAGAGGGAGGUGUACAGCUGCCGGGAGCUGCGAGAGGCGCUGGCGGAUGGCGGCGUGCGCCACAUUGUCGCGAUGCAGGCCGGCAAUUUCAACUGCUCGGCCGACGACCUGCCCGCCGAUGUGCCGUUGAAGCUGGUCGGCCGCGAGGUGCUGCUGGAGGGCCAGGGCCCAGGCCUUGUCUACUUUGACUACAAUAUGGUGAAGGGCAUGCACGUGCUGGUGUCCGACGGCGGCGGCCUCACUGUGCGCAAUGUGUGGCUGGAUCACUGCCUGGCCAACGACGUGCUGGCCCUCUGCAUCUGCAGCGUGCUGGAGGGCGGCUGGAUAGAUCUGGUAGAUGCGCGCUUGAGCGACAUAGCGUGCGUCAAUGCCCGCCGCUCCCCAGCGAUACAGGAGGUUGAGAACCGCAUGCGGUACACGCUAGGGGCCAGGGCACGGAUUGGCAAAGACUUGGAUGCCAGGACCAUGCUCAUCAAGGACUCUGGCUGGCUGUCAGGUGGCACCCACGACUCCAAGUGGCGCUUCUCAAACCUGACCCUCACCUGCACCGGCAACACGACACACCCGCUGCCGGAUGCGCGGAAUGCUCGAGCGCCUGAGUAUCGGAUCGCCGAAUCUAAAGGGUUUUUGCUGGAAGCACCGCUGGGCAAAGGGCACUUUGGACGCGUGUACCGCGGGCGCAAGCGGACCAGCGGGCAGCUGGUGGCCAUCAAGGUCAUCGACCUGCUGCCCAGCCAGCGCAGCCAGGUGCUGGCCGCCUAUCGCGAGUGCCAGCUGCUGUCCAGCGUGCAGCAUGACAACAUUGUGCGGGUGUUCACCUUCUACACCGCCAAGGUGCAGCGCACGCAGCGGCUUGUGGAGGUCAUACCCGACCGUAGCGAAUACGUGGAGGUUGGGUACCAGGUGCCUCCUCAGGCCGGCAGCAGUGGAGGAGGUGCAGCAGCCAGCGGGUCGUCUGGACAGCAACAGGGCAGCAACGGCAGCGGCUUCUCUCUGGGGAGCCAGCAGCGUGCCAGGGGCUCUGGCGGCAGCGGGGCGACCGGCACGCCGCCCCAAGGCAGCUCAGGCCCUGGGUCCAAUGCCAGCAGCAGCAUUUCAGACAAGAUGGAAGGCGUGCAAUCCAUACAGGUGCAGCUGGUGACGCAGUACUGCGACAUGGGGACACUGGAGCAGGCGGUGAAGGGAGGCGUGUUCAUAGAUGCCGUGACUGGCCAUCGCCGGAUCCGCCACAUCCUGCUGACCGCCUUGGAGAUAGCGGCAGGCCUGGAGUACCUGCACCACUCCGACCGCCGCAUGGUGCACCGCGACCUGUCGGCCACCAACAUCCUGCUCACCACCUCCGCCGACGACGACCGCGGCUUCCGCGCCCUGCUGUCCGACUUUGGCCUCAGCACAGUGCUGUCAGCUGACCAAACCCACAAGACCAGCCAGGUCAAGGGGACUGUCAGGCGAGCGGAGCAAGCAGCAGCAGCCCGGCACACCCAGCGUGCCUCCUUCUUCACGUCCUACAUGAGCCCGGAGCUGUUUGUCCGGGACGAUGUGUCGCCCGCCCUGGACGUCUACUCGCUGGGCAUCAUACUGCACAUGAUGUACACCGGGCAGGACCCCUACCAGGGCAAGAGCCCCGCCAUGAUCAUCCUCGCAAAGGUCCGGGAGGAGGCGCGCCUGCCGCAGCUGGAGGGCUGCCCUGAGGCCUACCAGCAGCUGGUGUGGGACUGCACACACUACGAGCGCCGCAGCAGGCCCACAGCUGCCGACCUUGUUCGGCGCUUGGAGAACCUCCUCAUGAAGUAG